GUCUCUACAAAAGCAAGUAACCUGGUCCCUCACAGCCAAAUAUGUUUCAGGACCACUGAAGUACAAAUAAUACUUACUGACAUUCUCUGACCAUGAAAAUGGACGUUAAUAUAGCUGUGAUGAAAGGAGAUUACAAGCGACUGAGAAAGCUUGUAGAAGAUGGAGGUGAAGUGAACGGCAGGGACAGUGAGAACAGAACGCCACUAAUGGUAUGCUGCCUUCAUAAUGGAGAGAAGUGGGCUGUAGGAGCUGCAAGAAUUCUGUUAAAUUUUGGAGCAAAAGUUGGUCAUUGUGACCAAGAGGGCCGCAAUGCUUUAAUGUACGCUAUCAUGUACGAAAGAGAAGAUUUGGUUAAACUAUAUUUGGAUGCUUUAGACUAUGGUUUGUCUCAUAAGGACAAGAGUAAUCGAACAAUUCUCUGGUACGCAACUAUGUCAAGAAAUGAAGCCAUAAAUACCAUGAUAACUGAUAUUUUAAAGCGAUACCACUUAUUGCCAAAAAUAACUAGAUUUCCAAAUCUAGAUGUUAAAUAUAAACUACCGUACCGGAAAAUAGAUGCAGACAUCUGGGACAGGAAUGAGAGAUUCUCAUUGCUGCCAAGUAUUACAAGCUGUGAUAAAAAUGUGCAAUACAGAGAAUUACCUAAAAUUAAUAAUAAUUAUCCACUUUCUGAUUGGAGAUAUGACUUCUUAAGACUUCAGGGAUUGCCAGAAUUCCAACUGUCUUCAUCAUAUUGUGCUCCCGACGGUUGCGGGCUGUCCAGGAAAAAGAAACCGAGAAAAAAAAGAAGACUGGCAGAGUUCGUAGACGAUCAGAACAAAAAAUAAGUGUAACAAUAGCAGC
Messenger RNA from Pelobates cultripes (western spadefoot toad), 843 nucleotides. NCBI's taxonomy places the organism in Eukaryota, Metazoa, Chordata, Amphibia, Anura, Pelobatidae. The record is from the annotation of a GenBank genome assembly.